UAAGAAUAGAAUGCAUCUCCUCCUUAACCAACACUCCCUUAUUUAUUUUUUCUAAACCCCUCUCUCUCUCUCCCUCACACUAAAGGAGAUAUACAUAUAUAUACUCCUACUAAUAUUUGAUACACUUAACAUUUUCACCAUUUCUUGAACAGAAAUUUGAUCUCUCUUUUGCUCCUCUCAAAGUAUGAAUCAUAACCAAACAUAUUUGGACUUGUGGCAAAAGUAUUGUAGGUUAUGACUUGCACUAAUGAGAUGGAUUUUUUCCCAGCUAAUUUCAUGCUACAGACUUCUCAUGAAGAUGAACAUCAACCUUCAACUUCUCUCACUCCCAUUCUUCCCUCAUGUUCACCUCAAGAUUUCCAUGGUAUUGCUUCAUUUCUAGGAAAAAGAUCCAUGUCAUUUUCUGGGAUGGAGGCAAUUAAUAAUAAUAAUUGUGAGGAAAAUCAUAAUGGAGAGGAGGAUUUAUCAGAUGAUGGUUCACAAGCAGGGGAAAAGAAAAGAAGACUUAAUAUGGAACAAGUAAAAACUCUUGAGAAGAAUUUUGAGUUAGGAAACAAACUUGAACCUGAAAGGAAAAUGCAAUUGGCUAGAGCUCUAGGCUUACAACCAAGACAAAUUGCAAUUUGGUUCCAAAAUAGAAGAGCAAGAUGGAAAACAAAGCAAUUGGAGAAAGAUUAUGAAAUCCUUAAAAGACAAUUUGAAGCUAUUAAAGCUGAAAAUGAUGCUCUCCAAUCUCAGAACCAAAAACUUCAUGCAGAGGUAAUGGCACUAAAGAAUAGGGAUCAACCAACAGAAUCAAUCAAUUUGAACAAGGAAACAGAAGGAUCAUGCAGUAAUAGAAGUGAAAACAGCUCAGAAAUCAAGCUAGAUAUUUCAAGAACACCAGCCAUUGACAGCCCAUUGUCAACUCAUCAUCCAAUUACAAGCAGACCCUUUUUUCCACCCUCAAUUAGACCUAAUAAUAAUGGGGUGGCUCAACUUUUCAACAUGAACCCUAAUACAAUUUCAAGACCAGAUCUGAAAUUAAUGGACCAAAAUAGUACUGUCAAAGAAGAAAGCAGCUUAUCCAACAUGUUUUGUGGAAUUGAUGAUCAAACAGCUUUUUGGCCAUGGCUUGAGCAACAACAUUUUAAUUAACUUUUUAAUGGACCAAAAGUUUAGUUUUCCAAAAGUUGCUGAGUUGAAAGAGAAUAUUUUACUACAUUUCUUUUGAGUUCAUGAUCAGUAAAAAGGUUAUUUAUUUCGGGUGCAUAUUAGAAAUUAUUGUAUAAAGUAACCAAGUACAUUUCAAGUACUUAAGGAAGAGCCUUUUGCAGAUCUUUAUGGAAAAUAAUAAUAAAACAUGUCUCUUUAAUUUUUC
Molecule: messenger RNA, 1360 nt
Organism: Nicotiana tabacum (common tobacco)
Lineage: Eukaryota; Viridiplantae; Streptophyta; Magnoliopsida; Solanales; Solanaceae
Product: homeobox-leucine zipper protein ATHB-13-like
Biological process (GO): positive regulation of DNA-templated transcription
Cellular component (GO): nucleus
Molecular function (GO): DNA-binding transcription factor activity, RNA polymerase II-specific; sequence-specific DNA binding
Source: RefSeq, a predicted model, not a curated record